AAAAAUGGUUCUUCUUAUUAUACACGAACACCCGAACAAACCGGCCUACAAUUGAUUUUCUUUAACUUUUCAAAUCACGGAGCCGUAUUUAUCACCAGAUUCAUUUACUUUUUGUUGGUUUAAUACAAUUUGGCGGUUUGAAAUCAUUGGGUUUCUGCAUUAAUUUGCGGUAAUUGGGUGAUUCAGAGUUCGACCGGCGUUCAACUGAUUGAAUUUGUUUGGUUUUCUGUUGAUUUGAUCAGAAAAAAAGGACGAUGAGCGCUGCCUUUGAAGGCUACGAGAAGCAAUACUGCGAGCUCUCCGCCAAUUUGGCGAAGAAGUGGUCGUCGGCUAGCCUACUCGAUGGAGAACUGCUGUUGGAUUCAGAAAAUUUGCAAGAGCAAAAGAAGCAAAAGAUUUUCGAAACCAAUACUGGAAUCGAUCAGGCGGAAGCUUUGAUCCGGAAGAUGGACAUUGAGGCCCGGGGUUUGCAACCAAAUAUCAAAGCAGUGCUUCUUGCCAAGCUGAGAGAAUACAAGUCUGACCUGAACAACUUGAAGAGUAAUGUAAAGCGAAUUGCAUCCAGUAAUCUGAAUCAGGCUGCACGGGAUGAGCUUCUCGAGGCAGGAAUGGCUGAUACAUUGGCGGUAUCAGCUAAUCAGAGGGACAGAUUGUUAAUGUCUACUGAAAGAUUGAACAACUCGAGCAACAGGAUUCGUGAAAGCAGAAAGGUCAUGCUGGAGACCGAAGAGCUCGGCGUCUCACUUCUCCACGACUUGCACCAACAGCGACAGUCUCUCAUGCAUGCUAAUAACACGCUGCAUGGCGUGGAUGACAACAUAAGCAGGAGUAGAAAAAUAAUAACAAACAUAUCGAGGAGGAUGGACCGCAACAAGUGGAUCAUUGGUACUAUAAUCACACUUUUGAUUAUUGCAAUUGCCGUGAUCUUAUAUUUCAAGUUAGUCAAGUAACCGAAAGGCUUGGGAUGAAGCAUUUGAGUUCUUGUUGAUAUAUCUAAUUAUGGCUGAGAGAUUGGAUUUCCUUAUUGUGCAUUCAAAAUCUGUAAAGUUGAGCUUCUUGUGAUACACAGUUAAUGAUGAGAAUUCUAAAUUGUAAUAUUGAAUAAAAAUCUUUGACGUGUGUUUAAGUGUGCAAAAAUUAUUUGCCCCCUUUACAUAUACAACAAUUUGGGCUCGAAAUUUGUAAUAAAUUUGAUACUUUAUUCUGUGUAAU
Striga asiatica is the source of this 1212-nucleotide messenger RNA. The record is from the annotation of a GenBank genome assembly. NCBI's taxonomy places the organism in Eukaryota, Viridiplantae, Streptophyta, Magnoliopsida, Lamiales, Orobanchaceae.